Rhododendron vialii is the source of this 1319-nucleotide messenger RNA. RefSeq lists its product as uncharacterized. Lineage: Eukaryota; Viridiplantae; Streptophyta; Magnoliopsida; Ericales; Ericaceae. The coding region runs from base 71 to 1261 and encodes 396 amino acids. The record is from RefSeq and is a predicted model, not a curated record. The transcript has 3 exons.
UUAUUGCCUAUUUCUUCAGUUUCUCCUAGAGAAACUCAAAACCCAAGGCCGAUUUUUGCACGGAAAAAAAAUGGCUGUGAAGUCAAAGAAAGCAGAGCAAUCCCCAUUACACAAAGAAUCCACAAAAGCCCCAAGGUCCUGGCCAGAUCUCCCUACCCAACCACUAACCAUACUUGCAAGGAACUCAACACUUAUGCAGAACAUUAGCUAUGGGGGCAAUGUUACCAAGUCAUAUAGACUACCACCAAGACAAUGCAACCCCAUUGAAAAAUCACCAUUUCCUCGGCUAUCCAUCAAUGACGACGGUCAAACUGACAGAUGUCACGAUGAUUUUCAAUACUUACCUGACAUUUUCAACAUCACUUUUCGUGUCGGACACUUGAGGUGGUUUGGAAGACGGCCACCAUGUCGUUAUUCUGCUGACUAUUUUGUAGGGUACUCUCAAGGUAUGCUUGUUGCUAGAGGAGGAGUUGAGCCGUCCGAUCGGUACUAUCUUUGGGAUCCUAUUGAUAGAGUUUGUGGGAUGCUUCCACUUUGGGAUGUUAGUGUUCCUUUUAAACAUGUUGCCCUUUCUUCAUCUCCUAAAGAUCACAAAAGUAUUUGCACUGUGAUGGUUCUAACAGGCAUUAAAAGACCGGCUUUCGCAUUUUGUGACCUAAGAGGAGGCAUUCAAAAACCGACUUUCUCAUUUCGUGACCUAAGAGAAGCAGGUAAUAAAUAUGCAUGGUUCCAGCAAGACAGCACCCUUGUGGAGCCUCACUCUUCAAACCACCCACUCAUGCAAUUCACCAAUGCCAUUGGAUUGGAAGGAAAGUUCUAUGCAUUGAGUUUGCAAGGAAUUCUUGCAGUUAUGGAAAAAAUCGAUUCUCAUUUCAGAAUCACAAGUUUAGGCACAAACAGGGCUGUUCCCAGUGUUCAUGCAAUGCAUUUCAAGGAAUAUUUGAUUGAAUCCAAUGGGGAAAUUUUGUUGGUUUUCUUAGUCUCUAGGAAAUCUAUUCAUAGGGUGGAAAAUGUGGAGGUUUAUCGGCUUCGGUUCGAUAGACUCUCAUGGGUGAAAAUGGAGAGCAUUGGGGAUAGAACAUUGUUUGUGGGGACUAAUUGUUGUAUGUCGGUUAAUGCAAGCAAAAUAGGAUGCAAGGUAGAUUGCAUAUAUUUUAGCAAUCAAACAGUUGGUGAGUGGUUGGUAUAUGAUAUGGAGAGAGGAAGCAUCUCACCUGGUUGGGAAAACUAUGAUUCUAGUACAAGAGCUCCAGUGAGAUGAACAGCAGCGGCUUCAGAAUUUUAGUUCAGCGGUGACAAAAUUACAAAGAAAUUAUUUG